Molecule: messenger RNA, 846 nt
Organism: Brassica napus (rape)
Lineage: Eukaryota; Viridiplantae; Streptophyta; Magnoliopsida; Brassicales; Brassicaceae
Product: probable prolyl 4-hydroxylase 8
Exons: 7
Coding region: 1-846 (281 amino acids)
Biological process (GO): peptidyl-proline hydroxylation to 4-hydroxy-L-proline
Cellular component (GO): endoplasmic reticulum
Molecular function (GO): procollagen-proline 4-dioxygenase activity; iron ion binding; L-ascorbic acid binding
Source: RefSeq, a predicted model, not a curated record
AUGGCCAAGAAACCGUAUCACCUCCGUCAUCAGCCGCGUAAAUCUUCAUCGACGACUACGCAGGCUUUCACAGUUAUCAUUCUUCUACUCUUCUUCAUUAUGAUUCUUCUCGGUCUCGGUAUCCUUUCACUACCUAGCACCAGCAGGUCCUCUUCAAGGCCGGUUGAUUUGACCACAAUUGUACGGGAUAGCGAGGAGAGGUUAGGGUUUCUGUUUGCUUGUUUGGCAAGGAGAGUUAUGGAAAUGAAGAUGUACUCGUGGGAGCCUAGAGCUUUCCUUUACCAUAAUUUCCUGACAAAUGAAGAAUGUGAGCACUUGAUUAGCAUGAAAAAGUCAAAGGUGGUUGAUGUGCAAACUGGAGGGAGCAAAGACAGCAGAACCCUAACUUUUGCAACUCUAUUAGCGUGCAGAGUACGAACAAGUUCAGGAACGUUUCUUAAAAGAGGGCAAGACGAAAUAGUGGAAGAGAUUGAGAAUAGAAUUUCAGAUUUCACCUUCAUUCCUGUAGAAAAUGGAGAAGGGCUACAAGUUCUCCACUAUGAAGUUGGGCAGAAAUAUGAGCCUCAUCAUGACUAUUUCUCAGACGAGUACAAUGUCAAAAGAGGAGGGAACCGAAUAGCUACGGUACUCAUGUAUCUCUCGGACGUUGAAGAAGGCGGAGAGACGGUUUUCCCUGCAGCUAAAGGAAACAUUAGUGAUGUCCCGUGGUGGAACGAGCUCUCACAAUGUGGUAGAGAAGGACUCUCUGUUUUACCAAAGAAGAGAGAUGCUUUACUCUUCUGGAGUGCGAGGCCUGAUGCGACCCUAGACCCUUCAAGCUUGCAUGGUUUACAUGAUCAAAUCUAA